GUGAUGUGAUGUGAUUAGUUGACGAGACGGGGAGGGGCGUCCAGCCAAAGAGGAUCGAAUCGCCAUCAGCCACCGCCGCCGCCGCCGGAGACCUCCGAUCCGCCGCCUCCAAUCGCCGACGAUGGAACCGCUCAAUCAUCCAAGGUGACGCAUCGGCAUCGCCUCUUCCAAUCCCCCUAUUCAUCCAUCCACUAAAUUCGUCAUCAUCGCCAUGGCCACCACCAAAUCCUUUCUCCCUCCCCCAUUCAUCGCCCUCUCUUCGAACCCUCGUCCCACCACCCUCGCUCCCACUCCCAAUCCCAGGCCCCGCCGCCGCAAUUCCCUCGCUAUCUGCUCCGCCUCCGCCUCGGGCGACCCUUCUCCCACACCCGAGGCCGAGGGCGGCGGCAACCCGCUCCUCGCGCUAUGGCGCCGCACGCUCCACCCCCUGGGUGACUACGGCUUCGGCAAGCGCAGCGUCUGGGAGGGCGGCGUCGGCCUCUUCAUGGUCUCCGGGGCCGCGCUGCUCGCCCUCGCCCUCGCCUGGCUCCGGGGAUUCCAGCUCCGCGCCCGCUUCCGCAAGUACCAAGCCGUCUUCGAGUUCACCCAGGCCUGCGGGAUUUGCGUCGGCACCCCCGUCCGCAUCCGCGGUGUCACCGUCGGCAACGUCGUCCGCGUCGACUCUUCCCUCAAGAGCAUCGAUGCUUAUGUUGAGGUUGAAGAUGAUAAAAUUAUUGUGCCCCGCAAUUCAGUGGUUGAGGUGAAUCAGUCUGGUCUUCUAAUGGAGACACUGAUUGAUAUAACACCAAAAGAUCCACUCCCUACACCUUCAGUUGGUCCUCUUGACCCAGACUGUUCCAAAGAAGGUUUAAUUCUCUGUGACAAAGAGAGGAUGAAAGGACAACAAGGAGUAAGCUUAGACGCACUGGUUGGAAUAUUUACUCGUCUAGGAAGAGAUAUGGAGGAAAUUGGUGUUCACAAAAGCUACAAGUUGGCUGAAAAAGUAGCAUCAAUAAUGGAAGAAGCGCAGCCUCUUCUUUCACGGAUUGAAGCAUUAGCUGAAGAAAUUCAACCUCUGCUUUCUGAGGUUCGUGAUAGUGAUCUGGUGAAGGAUGUCGAGAUUAUAGCUAAAGGUCUGGCUGAUGCAUCCGGUGAUUUAAGAAGGCUGAAGUCUUCCAUGCUUACCCCUGAGAACACCGAUCUUAUUAAGCAGUCUAUUUUCACCCUUAUCUUUACUCUGAAGAAUAUUGAGAGUAUCAGCUCAGACAUCUCUGGUUUCACCGGUGACGACGCGACAAGGCGGAACAUCAAGCUGCUUAUCAAGUCACUUAGCAGACUGUUGUGAUUGCUCAGGAAUAACACGGGGGAGCUUUCUCCAUUGGGAAGCGCUGAUACAGGAAUUUGCUAUUAGUGUAGCAUUUCUUGAAAAAAGGAAGAAAAUGAGAGGAAAGCGCAGGUUGAGAAUGAGAUUAGAAAGAGGUCAUUUGGAGAGAGGGGAACCAAGUUUUUGAAUAGUGGAAUUAUAGUCUCUGGUUUUGUUUUCCAAGUUUCCUGCAUUCCCGGAUAUUAUUAAAACAAGAAAAGCACGGGGAAAUGUGUAAAUCUCCGUUAGUUGUGUAGGGCAUCUUCUUAAUUUGUUUUUGUUUUUUUUUUUUGGGAGGCAGUGUAGGCCGGUUUUUGUUUGAUAUUGUGAUGUUUCAUUCUUGUGCCCUUGCGCAAAGGUAACCAGCAAGGAAUGCAUAAAUACAUGAAAACUUUGUUGUCUGAGUGAACCA
Oryza sativa Japonica Group (Japanese rice) is the source of this 1754-nucleotide messenger RNA. Its product is annotated as protein TRIGALACTOSYLDIACYLGLYCEROL 2, chloroplastic. Lineage: Eukaryota; Viridiplantae; Streptophyta; Magnoliopsida; Poales; Poaceae. The record is from RefSeq and is a predicted model, not a curated record. Gene Ontology annotation, molecular function: phospholipid binding; lipid carrier activity. Gene Ontology annotation, cellular component: chloroplast inner membrane.